GCGCCGCGUCACGUCCGGCAGCGUUAGACCGGUGCGGAGGUGGUGCGGAGCUCUUCAGCCCGGGCUACUCUCAAAGUGUGUCGUCGCGAGAGGCUGCGGCGGGGCCUCUCUAGAGAAGGCAGGAGCUUGACAGCUUCCGUCAAGGCCAGGAGCGGUGACAGCCAUCCGAAGUCAUGAGCGACAGCGGCGAGCAGAACUACGGCGAACGGGAAUCCCGUUCUGCUUCCAGAAGUGGAAGUGCUCAUGGAUCUGGGAAAUCUGCACGGCAUACCCCUGCAAGAUCACGCUCCAAGGAAGAUUCGAGACGCUCUAGAUCAAAGUCAAGGUCCAGAUCUGAAUCUAGGUCUAGAUCCAGAAGAAGUUCUAGAAGGCAUUAUACAAGGUCACGAUCACGAUCCCGCUCCCACAGACGAUCCCGGAGCAGGUCUUACAGCCGAGAUUAUCGAAGACGUCAUAGCCACAGCCAUUCUCCCAUGUCUACUCGAAGGCGUCAUGUUGGAAACCGGGCAAAUCCUGACCCCAAUUGUUGUCUUGGAGUAUUUGGGUUGAGCUUGUACACCACAGAAAGAGACCUAAGAGAAGUGUUCUCUAAAUAUGGCCCCAUUGCCGAUGUGUCUAUUGUGUAUGACCAGCAAUCUAGACGUUCAAGAGGAUUUGCCUUUGUAUAUUUUGAAAAUGUAGAUGAUGCCAAGGAAGCUAAAGAACGUGCCAAUGGAAUGGAGCUUGAUGGACGUCGAAUUAGGGUUGAUUUCUCCAUAACAAAAAGACCCCAUACCCCAACGCCAGGGAUUUACAUGGGGAGACCCACCUAUGGCAGUUCACGCCGCCGCGAUUAUUAUGACAGAGGAUAUGAUCGGGGUUAUGAUGAUCGGGACUAUUACAGCAGAUCAUACAGAGGAGGUGGUGGAGGAGGAGGUGGAUGGAGAGCUGCUCAAGACAGGGAUCAAAUUUACAGAAGGCGGUCACCUUCUCCGUACUACAGUCGUGGAGGAUACAGGUCACGUUCCAGAUCGCGAUCAUACUCACCUCGUCGCUAUUAAAGCAUGAAGUUGAAGACUUUCUGAAACCUGCCAUAGAGCUGGGAUAUUGUUGUGGACAAUAUUUUCUAUUGUCUCCUGUUUAAAAAGUGAACAGUGCCUAGUGAAGUUAGGUGACUUUUACACCUUUUAUGAUGACUACUUUUGGUGGAGUUGAAAUGCUGUUUUCAUUCUGCAUUUGUGUAGUUCGGUGCUUUGUUCAAAGUUAAGUGUUUUCAGAAAAGUAUGUUUUGCAUGUAUUUUUUUACAGUCCAAAUUUUGACUGCUGAGAAGUUUCUAUUGUACAAAACUUCAUUUAAAAGGUUUUUCUACUGAAUCCAGGGUAUUCUGAAGAUCGAAGCCUGUGUGUAAAAUGCUACCAAAUGGCAAAAAGCAACAAUAAACAAGUUUGAUUUUUUUUUCUUUUUCUUUCUAAAUAUCAAUGCUUAACCAGAGCCACCCUUAAGUUACCAGUAAAAUACUUUAAAAUAAAAAUAUUCACUUUCUUUGAGGAGUCCAUGAAACUUGCCAUAUUCAAUAUACUUGCAAUUAAGUGUUAAAUAUGCUGUAACUCUGUGCUGCUAGUAUUAGAACAAAAAUCUUUCCAUACAGCAAAUGCUUAAAGCUUACAUUAAUGUGGAAUUUGUCAGCCUUUAUGUAAUCUGUAUUAUAUAUAGCAGGUAAUAAGAGCUACAGAUACAUGUCUUUAAAAGGCUGUUUGUUAAGGCUGUUACAAAGAGAUAAUGGUAUAUCACCAAGUUGAUGACAAUACAUUCCACCACAAAUGUACUCUUGUUCUUCUAGCUUUUAGACUAUAUGAUAAUACUGGGUGCUUUUCAAAGUAUGAAAUGAGAGAAGGGAUCACCACACCUGUGUCAUGGAUAAACUGAAGACUGCCUGUUCAUUUUUUAAAUAUUAUUUUUAGGUCCUUUGCUUACCAAAGGAGGCCCAAUUCACUCAAAUGUUUUGAGAACUGUUUAAAUAAAGGCAAAGAGAAAAAUUGCUGAUGCAA
Molecule: messenger RNA, 2028 nt
Organism: Mesocricetus auratus (golden hamster)
Lineage: Eukaryota; Metazoa; Chordata; Mammalia; Rodentia; Cricetidae
Gene: Tra2b
Product: transformer 2 beta homolog
Exons: 9
Coding region: 174-1040 (288 amino acids)
Biological process (GO): positive regulation of mRNA splicing, via spliceosome
Cellular component (GO): spliceosomal complex
Molecular function (GO): RNA binding
Source: RefSeq, a predicted model, not a curated record